UUCUACUAAUCCAAUAACCUCAAUGACUGAAUCCCGUUCUACUUUCUUUUGCUGCUGGUGUGAAUGAAGCGCUGGGCGCGAAAGUAAUAACGCGUGACUCGAUCGGACACUUACCACAAACUGGCAUUCACUGAUGGAGCUUCAACACAGCGCUUGAAAGUCUUGAUGGUAUUUCUUGGAGUGUGGACAUUAACGAUGGACGUCAGACGAGCACCGAGCAGCGACCAAACAUGAGCUCGCAAUCUCCGGACUCCACGAUGGGCAUGAGGAGGCUGCGUCGGAACCCUAAAGCCAAAGUGUACGUGCUCAUUUGGCUGCUGCUCGUCUGCACGCCCAGAGUGGAUUCAUCCUGGUGGUACAUCGGUGCGCUGGGUGCCCGUGUGAUUUGCGACAACAUCCCAGGCCUGGUCAACAAGCAGCGGCAGCUGUGCCAGCGGCACCCAGACCUGAUGCAGUCCAUCGGCGAGGGGGCCAAGGAGUGGAUCACAGAGUGCCAGCACCAGUUCCGCCACCAGCGCUGGAACUGCAGCACGCUGGAGCGCGACCACACCGUGUUUGGCAGGGUGAUGCUGCGAAGCAGUCGAGAAGCAGCAUUUGUAUAUGCCAUAUCAUCAGCAGGCGUGGUCUAUGCCAUCACCCGAGCUUGCAGUCAAGGCGACAUCAAGAUCUGCAACUGCGAUGAGCACAAGCGCGGCCAAGCCAGUGACCACCAGGGUAACUUCGACUGGGGUGGAUGCAGUGACAACAUCAACUAUGGCAUCAAGUUCGCCAAAGCCUUUGUAGAUGCUCGAGAGAGGAUGGUGAAGGACGCCCGGGCACUCAUGAACCUGCAUAACAACCGCUGUGGAAGAAUGGCGGUCAAGCGCUUCAUGAAGCUGGAGUGCAAGUGUCACGGAGUCAGCGGCUCCUGCUCCCUGAGAACCUGCUGGCUGGCCAUGUCCGACUUCAGACGGACGGGUGACUACCUCCGCAAGAAGUACAACACGGCCGUGGAGGUGACCAUGAACCAAGACGGCACUGGUUUCAUGGUGGCUGAGCGUGACUUCAAGGGGAGUGCUAAGAAUGAGCUGGUAUAUGUGGAGAGCUCGCCAGACUACUGUCUAAUGGAUCGAGCAGCAGGCUCCCUGGGCACGGCAGGCCGCGUGUGCAACAAGUCCUCACGGGGCACCGACGGCUGUGAGGUGAUGUGCUGUGGUCGGGGCUACGACACUAUGCGCGUUAAACGUCUCAGUCAAUGCGAGUGCAAGUUCCAGUGGUGCUGCAAGGUUAAGUGCAAUGACUGCGAGGACACGGUGGACAUCCACACUUGCAAGCCUCACAAGCGACCUGAUUGGCUGGACCUGACCUAAGGCCGUCCUGUAGAGAUGUAUUGUGGGAUUUUCUUCACAAUAAAACACUUGGCCAAGGAUAUUUACUUUUUGAUGCUGAAACUGGAAAAUAUUUCCAGUUGUUGAUUGUGAGCUGCUUGAAGGUUUCUGACCAUUUGUGGAAUUUUUGGAACAUAUGUUGAAAAAAGUACAGUGAACCCACCGUCCUCACAAUUUAACAAAUUCACCUCUUCAUGGCUUUAUCCAACGUCACCCUAUUAAGAGUCUUGCUGUAUGUAGGACUUCUACUGGAAUCUUCCAUCACACUGCUCACUUUUAAGCCACCUACUAUGCAGUCAUGAAAAUAUUUUUCUCAAAUAUUUUUUCUUCAGAAAAAAUGAAAACAGUUAUUUGAAAAAUAGUUGAGGGUUCACUGUACUGAUGAUAAUAGCCCUCAUGUUUAGCAAAUCCAUCUUUUUUGGGGGGAUAAACACUGACAAACUUUCCACUUAAUAAGCAAUAGAGCGCUUCUAAAAAUGACAGCAAUUGUAUCUCUAACCACUGAGGACUUUUCUUGGCAAAAAUCCCCAGAGGAGAGAGUGAAAAAUGCACCGUCUUGUGUGGACGUUGGACAUUUUUUUUUCGCACUUUCACAUCUGACACCUCAUUGAAAACAUUGUUCUUUUCUACCUCGUCUCUCGUCUUUGUUUCCAUCUUUGCUUCUUUUGAUUUGAACACAUUCAACCUCAAGCCACAUUUAUUUUCACUCUCUCCAUGCCUGGAUGUAUUCAUUGUGGUUACACUGGUUAGCUAACUGAAUUUCCAAAUAUUCAGAGUAUUUUGGUUUAGAAAAACUGCAAAACCUUGGCAGAUUUCUUUGUGUUGGCCUUGCGACGCAAUCACUAUGUCACAGUGAGAAAAAUCAUUUACUUUUGUAAACAGUACAGACAGAAUGGUUGGCACCCUGGUGUGAAAGAAACCCACAAAGAUCUCUAAAAUAACUUGAAACUGACAAAACUUGAAUAUGACAAAUUCAUUUUGAUGAACCACAAAACCUCUGGGACUAUGCCCUUUGGAUAAAUGGGGCCAUAACAAGAUCUUUUUUGGCAAGUAUCUUACGUUCCGGAGCUGCUUAGUACUUCCGGCACAGUGUGUCUUAAAUAUGUAAACGGAACAAUCAAUUCUCAAGACAACCAAGAAACUUUGGAGCAAAUCUGUUCUGGCCAAUGUCAGAGAGUCUGCUGUUCUGAACAAUGCAUCGUCAAUCUGUGCAAGGUAGAUGACAUCUGAAAACGAUUACGGAAUUUCAAAGCAAUAUUGUGGCGGCUGUUUUGCCGGCUGUUUGUUUGAAUUUUUCUGUUAUUUUCUCGGAUGGCUUUGCACAAUUUGGCGCAGGGUUUAUAAUGAAAGCCCCAGACUAUCAAGGCAUUUUGAAGUGAAAUUGUGCUGCUUAGUUUCAUAAAAGUAUGUCGCUUUGAUGUUGCUAAAUUAAGUAAUGGAUCGGAAGAUUAACAAUGAAGACGGUCAAGACAUUUUGUAGCAAAAUUGUGCUGCCUGUUGACAGAAAUCUUAAUCAGCCAUAAAAGAAGUACCACUCACAACUUUUUCAAGUUAUUUUAGUAUCCAUUGUGAGAUUCUCUCUGUUGAACUGUUUGCUACCAACAAAUAUGUCUGAGUAAAUAAGCACCUUAGAUCAUAUAUUGUAUAUUUUAAAAAACAGCAAUGUCUAUUACAUUAACAACAUUCAAGUGCAAUGUAUUGAUCUAUCCUUUUAUAUAACCUGGAAAAAUUGAAUAAAUGUGCAUUUAAUCACUUUGUUAAACCUCUGCUACUCCAGCCAACAGCAGAGAUCACAAAAGAUGAAAUGUUACAUGGUUUCAAAAGAAAAUAUCUAACAAAUAAAUGAAAAUAUGGUUGUUUUUUCAAUGCAGUGUGUAAAACUAAUGUGGCCCAAAAAAUAUCCUAAUGUGAGUCACAAUUUGCCGGAAUGCU
This is a messenger RNA of Corythoichthys intestinalis (scribbled pipefish), 3299 nucleotides long. RefSeq names its product protein Wnt-2b-A-like. Gene Ontology annotation, cellular component: extracellular region. Bases 231 to 1349 code for a protein of 372 amino acids. Gene Ontology annotation, biological process: cell fate commitment; neuron differentiation; canonical Wnt signaling pathway. The transcript has 5 exons. Gene Ontology annotation, molecular function: cytokine activity; frizzled binding. The record is from RefSeq and is a predicted model, not a curated record. NCBI's taxonomy places the organism in Eukaryota, Metazoa, Chordata, Actinopteri, Syngnathiformes, Syngnathidae.